CGUCAGUCGAGUGGCUCCGACCUAGAAGAAGCCGACAUAUUCUGAACAUCCUCUAAAUGUUCAGCCCCAGUCGUCAAGUGCUGCUCUUGGGGGCGAGGUUGAGAGGGAGGGUGAAGGCAAGAAGGGAGAAAAUAAUACAGGCUACCUAUUUUUCUCACAAUCUCGUUUUAACGUAUCCUCUCAAUACGAAGAAGACAUUGGUCAUUUAAAGACGCCGGAAAUCUGAUCAAUAUGAAGACAGUCAUUGUGGUGGUGAUGCUGAGCUUGCUGCUCUGCUCAGCUCUGACUGCAACUAUUAAAGGUAAGGAAGAACAGAAGACCCAGUUCUCUGGGGAGGACUUCCACCUGCAGCUGCCCUCCUUGAAUGCAGAGGUUUUGUUCUGGCCCAGAAAUGCAGCGGUGGGGGCCGAGGAAGUCCUGAUGGCAGGUGGGUUGGUGGUCAGCCCCAAUGCUAAGCUCAACAGCCAGCUCAGUCACUUGAUCCUGGCCAACGUGGGCGAAGACCACGAGGGGACGUACAUAGUGAAGAAUAAGGACCAUCCAGAAGACGUCCGACGGAUCACACUAAUCGUCAGAGACUGUUCCAUUGAGCACAACAUUAAGUAUGGGGAGAACUUCCACAUCCAGCUAGUGGGGGUGGAUGCUCCAAUCACACUGGAAUACAGACCCAGUGCUGUAGAGGCCAACUUGACCUCCAGGCCAGCCCUGGUGCUGCUGACUCAAGGGGGGCUGUCCAGAGCCGGGUACCAGGGACGGUUGAGUGCCACGGAGCACCGGGUGACUCUGAAUGCCGUGACAGGGGCAGAUGAGGGCAGCUACACAGUCAAGGACGUCAACAAGGAGAUUAAGAGGAAGGUGUGCUUAAAUGUCAUAGCCCACCAAAACUUCGUGGAGCUGCCUUUUGCCGGCACACUGAAGAUCAACCUGAUUCUGAAUGCUACCAUGGUGCAGCUGUUCUACACACCCAAAUACGACUUUAAAACCAGACAGAUCCUGAACCGAGGACAGCUGACGGUUCCAACAGACCUGGAUCUGGAGGGGCGUAUCUCACUGGAAUCCUCAGUGGUUAUCGUGGACCAGGUCACAGCCAAAGAUGCAGGACAGUUCAAAGUCACAGAUAUUCUGGGGUUUCCUGUGUCCAACAUUUACCUGGAGGUUUCGGCCUACAGGCUAUCUACCCUAUAUGUGACCAUCAUAGCCCUGGUGGGCCUGCUGGUCUUUCUGCUUUUGGUGUGUCUCUUGUCAUGCCUUUUCAAGCAGAGGAAGAGGGCUGCCAAGGCUCGAGCCAUCGAGAAGAUUGCCCAAAGUGCAGGCAAGGAGGAUGAGGGAGAUGCCUUCAGAGAGGUGGUGAAGAACAUCACUCAGUUUGAGGAGUCCAUGGCCCAGUCCACAGAUAUUACAGAGAAGUCCCAGAGCACCGAGGUGGAUAUUAAAGGUCUGGAGGUGUCAUCCAAGGAAGUGGCAAUUGGUAACCUGGAGACCAGCGACUCUGGGGUGGAGUUUAACACUACUGGCCUCCCAUUGGACACUGACACUGAUGUCCCUGACCAGAUUCCAGAAUCUGAGGCAGAGGCUGACAGUGUUGCCAUCGUUCCACAAAACAAGCCAAGCCCACCUGCAGUUACCAAACCUAGCCUGGAUCCCAAGAUAAAGAAUAUCCCUGAACCAGCUCCUGACCCAAAGUUGACCAUAACCAAACCCGUGGAGACCAAACUCAGCCCAAUCCCAAGCCCAGUCUCCACAUUGGCUCCAAGCCCCAUUGCCAAAACCCCUGAACCUGCCAAAACUCCCGAACUAAAAACACCUGAACCCAAAACUCCUGAAGUGAAAACACCCGAAGCAGCCAAAACCCCUAUUGCUGUGUCACCAAGCCCUGCAUCCCUUAAGCCAACCCCUCCACUGACCCCUGUCUCAAAACCAACUGCACCCCAACUGUCAACCCCUGAAGACCCCACGCCCUUUACACCAACCCCAGAAUCAACCAAGCCUCUGACACCAACUCCUGAACCCCCAAAGAUUACAACCCCAACCCCUGAAUCACCCAUGAUUCUAACAGCAAGUGCAGAAUCCACCAAGCCUGUGACACCAACCCCAGUGCUGACCCCAGACCCUGCUCCAACCACCAACGGCACACCUGAGCCACCAGCACCUGACACCAAACCUGCCCCUGUUGCCCUUAUUGAAAGUCCUAUCGCCAAGGCAACCCCUCCCAAAACCCCUGAGGUGGAGGUUAUUGUCCCGAGUGGUCCAACCAUGGAGGCCAAAAUGGACACCCCUUCUGAAGACACCGCCACAGCCUGAAGACAGCACCCCUCCAAGGGAAGCCUUCGGAUCUGUUGACCUAUCCUUCAUCACCACUGUUGACAGACAAUCAAACACCCCCUUACCAAAUAAGGAACACAACAAUGCUAUAAUUGAUACUGGGACUUAAAUGUAACACUUCUAAUACAAUUUGUAGCUUGUUAUGAUAGCUCACUCACUUAACAAUACUGUUAUCUUUUGGAUACUUUUUUCAAUUAACAGAUAAGAUUAAGAAGAUAGGACAUAAAGGAAGGCAGGUUCCGUAUUGUUGGAUGUUUUAAGUUGUUUCUCUUUUAGUUUUUAUGAUGCGUUCUCUUUUGUAGUGUGUAUAUUAGAGCAUGACUGCCGGUCUGACAACAAAAUCAGUUGCAGAGUUUACAAUUAAAAUGAUAAACCGUAGCUACAUUAGACAUUUUUAAAGUUCAGAGGUGUGCAGAACGAUCCUGCAUCCUUCUACAUAGAAUGGCAAGUGAACAUAACCCAAUCUAGUUUAAACUACAUCUAUGACCAACUCCUCCUUCUCUGGACCGAUAUGACCUUGGAUGAUGCCUGCUUUAAACUCAGCAUGAAAUACAUACAGAAGAAAGCAUGAAUUGUCGGUGAAUUUACAACGACCAGUUCUUUUUAUCUCACAUGAUGAAAGCAAUUAUAAAAAUGAACUACCCCAACGACUUAAUGUUCUUGACAUAAUAUUCUUAUCAAAUUGGAUGAAAUGAAGUCACCAAUUCAACUGGACUGACAUUCAUUAGAUCCCUUUUAAGUUUCCAUGAACCUUGGAAUGAUCUGACUUUCACUUCUGUCAGAACUGCUGACAAUGCUUCAGUGAUGAAACAUCUGGAUACAAAAGAGCAUGUCGUUCUUCCAGCCACACCACCAUGGUUCUCUAGAAUCACUUUAAUCCAAGACAAAUAACUUUGUAUUCCCUUUGACCUCACACCAGUACCUGCAGUCUCCAGGGUGGUAAAUCUUGGGAAAUAUACUGCUGAGAAAGGGGGUUGGAGGGGAGAGAGAGAGAGAGAGAGAGAGGUGAGCGAUUUUCAUUUGAAAAAUGAAUCUUCCUACCUGCUUGAGUGACCCUCUAAGUCGCUCUGGAUAAGGGUGAGGGUGAUGAUGUGGCCAGUGGUCUUACAUGUAGUUUUACUGUUGGUCCUGCCACUUGACUUUUCAUGUAUAGGUUACUGGGCUGCCUUUAUGUUCCAUGAUGUACGAAAGUGUAGUCUUCCCUGAAACAGAACAAAUUCACACGGACUGUCGGACUAUACCAUGCCUACAAACGACUAAACCAUUAAAUGUAUCUAUGAGCUGAAUACCACUUUCCUAGAGCCUGUUGUAGAUGUGUAUCAUGGCUUUUAAUGGAUAGUAUAGUGAUAGAAUAGUAUAGAAUUGUUUAUUUGCUCCAGUGAGAACACCCUCAGUGUUCCACGGCCAGGCCGGACAUGGGCAGGCGGAUGUUGGUCCACCUUGUUGUCAUCUGUCUCGUGCGCUGCCUUGAAAAGGUCAUGCCUCCUCUAUUAACGAACCCAGCGGAACUCACGGAUCGUGGCAUGUGGCCAUCUUUGUGUCGUUGCUUGAAACUCUGUUGAUCUAGCUUAGAUUUCUAGUGCAAUAAAAUGUUGCUGGUGGUUAGUUCUGCUGUGGUCAUUAUGUGGCACAGGGGGGGGGGCGUGCGGACACAUUUUGCUUGUGAAAAUACCUCAGAGUUUUAACUAUACUGUAGGUACAAAAUGAACACUGAGUUCAGAGCACUUAAUCUAAAAGCAUUUUGCAUUAUUAAGAGAGGCGCAAAUGGGAGCCUCGUUAACCACCAAGUCAAUAUAAUACAUAGAUAUAUCUUCAUUUUUAAACAUUGGCCUUUCCCUUUCUAAUUGCUUCUAGGACUCUAAUCCAUUUUGAAUGCUAAAUUGAUAUAAAUCAAAAUGAAACAUUGAAGCCAUAUUAUUGGAUAGAUAGAUGUAUGAUGUGAGAUAUGGUGAUGAAGCCUUUAGUGUUCCAGGUGCCUAAAUGCUUAGUUAUACUGUCAUCCAGCUGAUGUAAGUGAUGUGGGCAUUUUAGUGAUAUGAAGUGAAGGAUAUUGUAAAAUUCUACCACUGGAGAUGUUUGGCACCGCUCUCAAUCUCAUUUGCAAUGCUAGUCAAGCUCUGUUGUGUAAAGCUGUAAGAUUUAUUCAGGCAAUACAAAACUAAGUAAUUAUCUACUUCUACACAGAAACACACACACUCGCACACACACACACACACACACACACACACACAAGCACAUACACUCUCUCUCUCUUGUUCUUAUGACCCUGUUGACAAGGUUCAGCAAUGUAAAUAUUGCAUGUGUAAGGUUUAAAAAGGUUGAAUGUGUUUAGUGAAUAGAAUGGUCGUUGUGUUAUACUUUAUGACAUAAAAAAUACUUAUCUAAUUU
Messenger RNA from Esox lucius (northern pike), 4710 nucleotides. RefSeq lists its product as uncharacterized. Lineage: Eukaryota; Metazoa; Chordata; Actinopteri; Esociformes; Esocidae. Bases 232 to 2301 code for a protein of 689 amino acids. The transcript is spliced from 11 exons. The record is from RefSeq and is a predicted model, not a curated record.